Pseudogymnoascus verrucosus is the source of this 501-nucleotide messenger RNA. RefSeq lists its product as uncharacterized. The coding region runs from base 1 to 501 and encodes 166 amino acids. NCBI's taxonomy places the organism in Eukaryota, Fungi, Ascomycota, Leotiomycetes, Thelebolales, Thelebolaceae. The transcript has a single exon. The record is from RefSeq and is a predicted model, not a curated record.
AUGCCUUCCCUCCUCCGCCGCGACGACUACGAAGACGGCUCAAGUCCCCUAACCAUCGACCUAAUGAUCGUCCUCGUCUCCCUCUCCUUCGCCGGCCUCGUCUCCGUCGGUCUCAUCUACGCCGUCCGCAAAUACCAAGCCCACCGCGCCUCGCGCCACACCGUCCUCCCCUCCUACCAAACCCGUAACAUCCACGACCUCCACGUCUCCGCACCCCCUUACUACGACGAGAAGCGCUACAGCAGCGGUAGCUCCAGCCCGGGUUCCGGCCCGAGCUCGCCGGUGCCGGAAAUCAGGAUCACUUUCCCGGAUGAUGUUGAUGGACAGGGUCGCCACCUGAAGGGGCGCGUGGUCGUCGUGAGGGUUGGGGAGAAGGGGGGCGUAGGACUUGAACCGGUGAGGGAUGAGCAGCUGCCCAAGUAUGAGCGCGAUGGGAAGAAGUGGGAUGAGCUGGAUAUGGACCUCAUGGGCGGGCUGAAGGAGAAGAAGGAGUUCCUGUGA